Molecule: messenger RNA, 431 nt
Organism: Lucilia sericata (common green bottle fly)
Lineage: Eukaryota; Metazoa; Arthropoda; Insecta; Diptera; Calliphoridae
Product: acyl-CoA-binding protein-like
Exons: 2
Coding region: 67-321 (84 amino acids)
Biological process (GO): fatty acid metabolic process
Molecular function (GO): long-chain fatty acyl-CoA binding
Source: RefSeq, a predicted model, not a curated record
GGUUUGAGUGGAUAUGACAACAGUAUCAUUUGAAUUUUAUUUAUCCAAAUAAUAACAUUAAACAAAAUGGUUUCAUUCGAAGAAGCUUGUGAAUUGGCUAAGAACUUCAGCAAGAAGCCUUCUGACUCUGAAUUCUUAGAAUUCUACGGUCUUUUCAAGCAAGCCACCGUUGGUGAUUGCAACAUUGAAAAACCCGGUGCUUUGGAUUUGAAAAAGAAGGCCAUGUGGGAAGCCUGGAACAAACACCAAGGUUUGUCUCAAGAUGCUGCCAAGGCUGCCUACGUACAAGUCUAUGAGAAAUAUGCUCCCAAAUAUGCUUAAAUUUAAUUUUUAAAAAAAUGUAGUAGGGGAAUAUUAAUAUAACUAUUUAUGUUUAAUACUUAAGAGAUUUUACUAAAAUAAAUUGGAAGGAAUUGAAAGGUACUCUAAAA